CGCCUCCUCUAUCAAAAUGUGUUUGUGUUCAGUGGCAGCACGCUGAAACGCGCAUGCUCAGUUUAGCUAAGCGUAUAGUAGCUUUCAUUCUGACUUCAGUUUACAUCGACACAUUGCGUUAUAAACACUACCGCAUGAAUACGAAGAUGGGCAGCAUAUAUACACAUAUAUAUAACUGAGUUUGUAGCCCAGCACCUCUAAUUAACCACACUUCAUUUGUUACAUGUUUACAAUGUACUGCAAAAGGAUUUCCGCCACAGGUAUAUAUGUAUCGGCUGCACUUCAUCGACUCUUCGGUCGCAGCAUGGCCUCUGAAUCCGUUACGCGCUUUGAUUUUCUGGUGAUUGGCGGAGGAUCCGGAGGGCUGGCCGGUGCGCGGCGGGCGGCUGAACUCGGUGCCACUGCAGCCGUGAUCGAAAGUCACAAACUCGGAGGUACCUGCGUGAAUGUUGGUUGUGUUCCUAAAAAGGUAAUGUGGAACACAUCCACCCAUGCAGAGUAUCUCCAUUAUCAUGAAGAUUAUGGGUUUGAGGGAGCAAAAGCACAUUUCAACUGGCAGCUCAUUAAACCUAAAAGGGAUGCUUACGUUAGUCGCCUGAAUCAGAUUUACCGGAACAACCUUGACAAGGCCAAAAUUGAGUCCAUUCAUGGCUAUGCAAGGUUCACAGAUGAUCCUGAACCUACUGUUGAAGUUAAUGGGAAAAAAUACACAGCUCCUCAUAUCUUAAUCGCCACUGGUGGCCACCCGUCCACUGUCAGUGAGAAUGAUGUUCCAGGAGCCAGUUUAGGCAUUACCAGUGAUGGAUUCUUUGAACUUGAGUUUUGCCCUAAACGUAGUGUGAUAGUUGGGGCAGGAUAUAUUGCUGUGGAGAUGGCUGGUAUCCUUUCCACUCUGGGGUCCAAAACGUCCAUGAUCAUACGACAAGGAGGGGUUCUGAGGAACUUCGAUGCCUUGAUAAGCUCAAAUUGCACGAAAGAAUUGCAAAAUCAUGGUAUUGACUUACGGAAAAAUACUCAGGUGAGGUCAGUGCAGAAGACUGACAAAGGCCUUUCUGUUACGCUGGUGACAAAAGACCCUGACGACAAAGAUGCACAGGAGAAGUACGACACCAUCCAUGAGGCGGACUGUCUGCUCUGGGCUAUUGGCAGGGAACCCAACACCUCUGGCCUCGAUCUCAGUUCAAUAGGUGUGAAGCUUGAUGAAAAGGGGUAUAUCGUGGUGGAUGAGUUCCAGAACACCACUCGUGCAGGUGUCUAUGCAGUUGGGGAUGUUUGUGGGAGAGCUCUUCUUACACCUGUUGCUAUUGCUGCUGGCAGAAAGCUUGCUCACCGGCUGUUUGAGGGCAAAGCAGACUCCAAAAUCAAUUAUAAUAAUAUCCCUACUGUUGUGUUCAGCCACCCACCUAUUGGCACAGUGGGACUAACUGAAGAUGAAGCAAUCAAGACCUGGGGAAAGGACAAUGUGAAGGUUUAUACCACUUCUUUCACCCCCAUGUAUUAUGCCAUCACCACUCGAAAGAGUCAGUGCAUUAUGAAGUUGGUGUGUGCUGGCAAAAAUGAAAAGGUGGUUGGUCUCCAUAUGCAGGGUUUUGGCUGUGAUGAGAUGCUUCAGGGUUUUGCUGUGGCCGUUAACAUGGGAGCUACUAAAGAAGACUUUGACAGAACCAUUGCCAUCCACCCGACGUCCUCAGAAGAGCUAGUAACACUGCCCUAAUCAAGUGUUCAUAUUCCAAGAUGAAGCUUUGUUCCAAUCUAAACAAUAAAAAAUAAAUUUUCUUUGACUAUUCUCCCACCAUUAGUAUUUUGUAAUGACAAGAAGCAUAUAUUUGGUUUGUUAUAUCUCUGGGGUCAUGUAUUAUCGCCAGUGAUUAAGAAAGACACAUUACUACCGUUCAUCUGGCUGUGUCUCUUGUACAUUGCAUUGUUGUACCCCAUCGCUCCGAUUUUUGACGGGCAUUAUUGUUUGAUUGGAACAGGGUCAGAUGAAGGCUUGAAGCUAAAAGUGAAAUUAAAUAUGUUUAUAGUCAAACACUGUUGCUUUACCUUUACAUUUUUGGAAGGUUGGAUUCAGAGAGUUGCUUUCAGUAGUAGAGGGCAAGUAGGGCUUACUCAAUAUAUGUAAAAUAAAAUUGUGGAUAUACACAGUUCAGCACUUGGGCAUAGACCCUGAAUACAUUUACAAAACAAAUUUGUGUCUUUGUGUGGUUAAUUGAUCUUUUCUUAUUUUCUGU
Messenger RNA from Sinocyclocheilus rhinocerous, 2231 nucleotides. RefSeq names its product glutathione reductase-like. Bases 224 to 1714 code for a protein of 496 amino acids. The record is from RefSeq and is a predicted model, not a curated record. Lineage: Eukaryota; Metazoa; Chordata; Actinopteri; Cypriniformes; Cyprinidae. Gene Ontology annotation, cellular component: mitochondrion; cytosol. Gene Ontology annotation, biological process: glutathione metabolic process; cell redox homeostasis; cellular response to oxidative stress. The transcript is spliced from 14 exons. Gene Ontology annotation, molecular function: NADP binding; glutathione-disulfide reductase (NADPH) activity; flavin adenine dinucleotide binding.